This is a messenger RNA of Parathielavia appendiculata, 2630 nucleotides long. Its product is annotated as OPT oligopeptide transporter. The record is from RefSeq and is a predicted model, not a curated record. Gene Ontology annotation, cellular component: plasma membrane. The transcript is spliced from 9 exons. Gene Ontology annotation, molecular function: oligopeptide transmembrane transporter activity. NCBI's taxonomy places the organism in Eukaryota, Fungi, Ascomycota, Sordariomycetes, Sordariales, Chaetomiaceae. Gene Ontology annotation, biological process: transmembrane transport. The coding region runs from base 1 to 2196 and encodes 731 amino acids.
AUGGCCGUCCCUGACACGGCAGUCUUCCAGGUCCCGGCCCGUGAGGAGCCCGAGACAGGCAAGGACGAGAGCAGCGAAGAUACCAUCAUCAUCACAGACGAUGGCGAGCCUGCCUUGACCUUUCGCGGCAUCUUUCUCGCCACCGUUCUAUCAGCCUUUCAGGCCGUCAUGUUCCAGAUCUACUACGUAAGGGGACUUUCAUCGUCCUCAUCGCCAUACUUCCUCGGCAAGGGAUGGACGGCUUUGUUUCCCCGCGGUGACAAGUUGGCCGCCCGAUGGAGGGAGCGAGGCGGCCAAGGCAAGUUGCCCUUGCUGAUUUCGAUCGCCAAUCUCAUCAACCCCGGCCCGUGGAAUCUCAAAGAGCAUGCCAUCUGCGCCAUCACGGCCACGUCGGCAUCCAACGCGGCCGCCAGCGUCGCCGUUUUCGCCGCACAGGACCCCUUUUACGACCUGCCCAUCAGCGCUACUACAGUCAUCCUGACGCUCAUUUCGAUCGGACUGUUUGGCUACGGUAUCUGCGGAAUGAUGCGUCCUUUUGCUGUCUGGCACGUCGAUGUUGUCUAUUGGAGCUGUCUCCCAACCGUCAAGACGCUCCAGGGCCUCCACUGGCAGGACCUCAAGGGCUCCAAGCCCCUUCGCUGGUUCUGGUAUAGCUUUGUCGGCAUGUUCUUCUACGAGUUUCUGCCUGCCUAUAUCUGGCCGUGGCUCAACGCCGUUUCGAUUCCCUGUCUUGCUGCGAUGCGCGCCACGGGCGAGAAGGCGGCCGUCCUUACCAACCUUUUUGGCGGCUCAGUGAACAACGAGGGCUUGGGAAUCCUUAGUCUGUCUUUCGACUGGCAAUACAUCACGUCGUUCAACACCUCGCUGCCCCUGCCAUUGCAAGCUCAUUCGGCGCUUGGAUAUCUCGUCUGCUUUGCCGCAAUGCUCGGCAUUUACUACACCAAUGCCUGGGAUGCCAAGUCGCAGCCCUUUAUGUCAACAAGGCUUCGAAAGGAGGACGGCACUGCAUACCCCGUAGCCGAGGUCUUCACUGGCGGCAUCCUCAACGUGGAGGCCCUUCAGAAAUAUGGCAUCCCCCGCCUCACGGGAAGCUUUGCAUACGCCAUGUUUAUGGCCAACGCAGCGAUCGGAGCUCUCGUUGCACACUGCGUGCUCUUCUGGGGCGGAGACGUCGUCAGAGCAUACAAAGCCGCGAGGAAUGGGCGACACGACGAUCGCCAUCACGCGCAAAUGAUGAAGCAUUACAAGGAGGCGCCGUGGUGGUGGUAUAUUGCUAUAUUAGUCCUCAGUUUCGUCCUCGGUCUUAUUGUCGUCACCACGCAGCAUAUUACCCUGUCCGCCUGGGCCUACGUCGUCUCACUGCUGCUCGGAAUGUUCAUCGCACCCUUCAGCACGCUGCUCUACUCCCGCUACGGGAACGGGAUUGCUACGAAUAACCUGUCAAAGAUGCUGGCCGGUCUCAUCCUCCCUGAGCGCCCCAUCGGCAAUAUGUAUUUCGCUGCCUGGUCACACAACGUCAUUGCCAACGCCGUCAACCUGUGCAGUGACUUGAAGAUGGGCGAAUACCUCAAGAUACCGCCUCGAGUCAUGUUCCUCACCCAGGUCUAUGGUACCAUCUUGGGCGGCUUCAUCAACUACGGCGUCAUGGUGUCCAUUGUACGCGGCAACCGUGAUCUGCUCGCGCACAGCGACAGCAACAGCGCAUGGAGUGGCGCUACCAUCCAGUCAUACAACACCAACGCAAUCUCUUGGGCGCUGGCCAAGUACCUCUACAAAACGGGCGCAAAGUACGAGAUGGUGCCUAUUGGCCUGGCCAUCGGAACUGGCAUCGUUGCCAUCCACCGCCUCAUUGCAUACUUCCUUCCCCGAAUCCGCAACUUCUCCCUCUAUGACAUCAACCUGCCCCAGUUCAUCCAGUACGCGGGCUACAUCCCCUACAACGCCUCGCAGACCUGCGUCAUCCUGUCCCAGGUCCUCAGCGGUUUCUUCGUGCAGUUCUACCUCCGCAACUACCGCCCGCGCAUCUUCAGGGACUACUCGUAUCUCAUCACGGGCGCCUUUGACGGCGCUAGUCUUACCGCCCUGUUCAUUCUGUCCUUUGCCGUGUUUGGGGCCGGCGGCCCGUCGGUGCCGUUCCCCAAGUGGUGGGGGAAUAAUUCGGAUGGGUAUUACGAUCUCUGUCCCGUGCCCGAGUAGUAGCUUGGGGCUCAGGGGUUCUCAGAGAUGCCUGCAAGAAGAAAACAACGAGACAAGUGUCAUCACUUUGCUUGGGCCACGCACCAGGCGGCAUCUUGCAAGAUGUCUGAUGGGCAGGCGGUGGCACUGGACAUGCCUGACAGGCAAGUUCUCCGCGGAUAUAUCCUGUAGUUACAUCCAGAGGUACCGCAGGGCUGAGGAUUCUUGCUGCUGAAUGCCAUCAGACCAUGAACUUGAACUUGUCCUUUCUGUGGUCCUGUCGUCCACAGCGCACUUCUGAAGCUGGUUGUAACCGAGAUGAAGAUAACAAGACAGCACAAUGAAAAUCGAACAUGAUAUGCUUGCAGAUAACUUACAUGUAUCUUUGAUUCUGAGACUGGGAGUGCCGACGAGCAAGGUCUCGGGGAGAAUCUCAAUUGUUUUACCAACUUCAA